This is a messenger RNA of Funneliformis caledonium, 897 nucleotides long. Lineage: Eukaryota; Fungi; Glomeromycota; Glomeromycetes; Glomerales; Glomeraceae. The record is from the annotation of a GenBank genome assembly.
AUGAACGAACCAAAAAUAUUUCGUGUCGCAACUUUUAACAUACGCUUUGAUAAUAAUGAAGUUCCUGCCACUUCUGUAAAUAAGGUUUCAUCAAAUGUAACUGGUGAAACCCCGUGGCAGGUUAGACGUGUUAAAGUUGCCGACACAAUACUUUUUCACAGAAUUGACCUCGUUGGUAUACAGGAAGCUUUGUAUAACCAAAUCAAAGAUUUGGAGCUUUUGCUUGGUUCUAAUUGGGGCUGGGUUGGAGUUGGAAGAAAUGAUGGGAAGAAAUCAGGAGAAAAUCGAUUGAAAUUAUUGGAUUCUAAACACUUUUGGCUCUCUGAGAACCCAGAUAUUCCUGGUAGCAUAGGCUGGGACGCCGCACUUACGCGUGUUGUUACUCAAGCAAGAUUCCAAGAUUUAUUGACAAAUUCUUCAUUCGUUUGGAUCAAUACUCAUUUUGAUCACUUGGGAAUAAAGGCUCGAUUAGAAAGUUCUAAAUUGUUAUUAAACCAUGCUCGUAAAUUAGCUUCAUCAAGUUCACCAACAGUAAAAGUGUUUUUAUCGGGCGAUUUUAAUUGCGAAGAAAGUAGUGAGGCUUAUAAAUUACUUACAGGAGUAAAUCAUCAAGAUAUUAUUAAAUCAAAUGAUCAAAAAUCUAUUACCACUAUGAUUUUCGCUGAUACUCGUUAUGAGAUUAAUGGUCUUAAAGGAGGAUCAUUUGGCUUUUCCAAUACUUUUACGGGAUUCUCAGAAGGUACGAAACAGGAAAGAAUUGAUUUCAUUUUAGUUGAUAACAUUAGCAUUUCAACACGAGCUGUCGAAGUAAUUAGUCAUGGAGUGGUGUCGAAUCUUUACGAUGAAAUGUACAUUAGUGAUCAUCGUCCAGUAAUUUCCGACUUGCUCAUUCGUUGA